AUGAACCGCGAACACGCAUUCAGCACCGGGAAACAGACCAACCCUGUUCAAAAUGCAUCUUUCUUCUCGAAACGUAGCUUCUGGUGGCUACGGGAAAUGUUCCACUACGGACAGCGGAAAGAAAUUACGGAGGAAAAGCUGUACACCACGCUUCCCGAGCACAGUAGCCAUGGGUUGGCUGAAACGUUCGAGCGGCUAUGGUCAGAGGAAGAACGGCGUGGCCCAGAAAAGGCGAGUUUUGCUCGUGUUUACUGGAGAGCAUUUGGCAAGGAAACCCUGUUCUGGGGCCUAGUGUUCUCGGCGUUCGAAACAGCUAACCGGGUCGCUCAGCCGCUGUUGCUGGGAGAGCUGGUAUCCUACUUUACGCCAAACCAGGACACCAUCAGCGAACGAGACGCGUACCUGUACGCGAUAGGUGUUAUCGCUUGCUCGCUGUUAUCGGUCAUCUCAUUUCAUCCCUUCAUCUUCUACAUUUUCCAACUCGGUAUGAAGUUUCGCAUAGGCGCAUCGUGCUUAAUUUAUAACAAGGUACUUAAACUCUCUAAAUCGACGACGUCGGGUGAUGGACUUAAUGGAAAAAUCAUCAAUCUGCUCUCGAACGACGUUGGCAAGUUCGAUAUAGCUUUGUGCUUCGUACAUGAUCUCUGGAAGGGCCCAAUGGAAGCUAUCCUGCUUGGUUAUUUCAUUUAUUGUCAAAUUGGCUUCUCGGGCUUGCUCGGAAUGGCGUUCCUGAUGAGUUUUAUCCCACUGCAAGCUUGGGUCGGCAAGAAAACGGCAACCUACCGGAUGAAGGCAGCCAAACGGACCGAUUUGCGUGUACGCUUCAUGAAUGAAAUUAUACAAGGCAUACAGGUGAUCAAAAUGUACACGUGGGAAAGCUCUUUCGCCAAGAUGAUCGAGACGAUCCGGCGGAAAGAGAUACAAGCGAUUCGAGGAGGCGCGUACGUGCGAGCAACGCUCAUAUCGUUUUUUACGGUAUCGCGUGUGUCCAUUUUUAUCAGCCUGCUGUCGUACACGGUCACCGAGAAUGUUAUCACUGCCAAAAAGGUGUUCAUUGUAACGUCGUUCUACAGCAUACUGAACGAUUCCAUGGUACAUUUCUGGCCAAUGGCGAUUACUUUCUGUGCCGAAGGUUACAUCUCGCUCAAACGCAUACGUGAUUUUCUUCUAACGCCCGAAGGAAAAUCUUCGAUCGCUACAAGCACGCAAUCGGUUGGAAAGGGUGGAACGAAAAACACGAAAAAAACGAUGCGUGCUACCAGCGAUAAAGAUGGAGGCACGCAAGACCUAAAAGAAAGCAGCCAGCAAAACGGUAUCAAACCCGCAGUAAAAAGUGAUGAGAUUGAUUCUGAACCUUUGCUGCCGAAACGUCUGGUGCAGACGGUGGAAGGCGAUAGGAAAGGUAUCGUACUCGAUAGCGCCACAGCACGUUGGAUGUGUCCGUCGGCAGUGUCAGGAGCGACUGUAACCGGGAUAGCAUCUGUUAGUUUGACUGUUGAUCCGGGAAGACUGUGUGUUCUGAUAGGUCCCGUUGGAUCCGGGAAGUCUACUUUACUACAGGUGAUUUUAGGAGAGCUUGCCCUGGACGAUGGAAGGGUGGAAAUUUAUGGUACCGUAAGCUAUGCCGCUCAAGAACCUUGGCUGUUUGGAGGAAGUGUGCGGAAUAACAUCCUGUUUACAGAAGAGUACGACGAGCGACGUUAUCUCCGAGUGGUACGCGUAUGCGCUCUCGAGAAAGACUUUGAACUGUUCCCGCACGGUGAUCAAACGAUUGUUGGAGAACGCGGAAUUAGUUUAAGCGGAGGACAAAAAGCACGUGUUAAUCUGGCCCGUGCCAUCUACCGAAAGGCAGACAUCUAUCUACUGGAUGAUCCAUUAUCAGCCGUUGAUACCCACGUGGGCAAGCAUAUCUACGAACUGUGUAUCCGCGAUUUCCUCGCGAACAGUGUAUGUGUUUUGGUUACACAUCAAUUACAGUAUUUAAAAGAUGUUCAGCAGAUAGUUCUGAUGAAUGGUGGGCGAGUGGAAGCAUGCGGAAGCUUUAGAGAACUGAAAAAAUCGAAUAUAGAAUCGAUUAUGGCACUGACGCCUGACGAAUCUCCUCUCGAAAGUCCAAUAGAAAAGGAGCUGAAGAAUCUUCGCCCCAGACGGACUAGUGGAUCUUCGACCGGUUCGCAGCGCGACGACCUAAUGAUGGACCUACUACAGCAAGAAAAGCAGGAAGAAGAAAAAGAAUCUCAAGGUGGUGCCGGUAGCGUGGGGCUAGCCGUGUAUAAAACCUACAUAACGGCGGUCAAUAGUUGUGGCUGGGUAUUUUGGUUGAGCGCACUAAUGGUGCUAUCGCAAAUCGUUGUCAGUGGAGUGGACAUCUUCGUGGCAGAAUGGGUGAAUUGGGAAGAAAAAGUUGCAGGGAUUCCUCCUGAGUUUGAUUUGAAUGAUAAUCAUACGAUCUUGAGUUCUCGUGAUGUGCGCAUUUUGCUCCAGGAGCAAACAAAUGUCAGUAACUUCAUUGAACGUCAGCAGUACAUUUGGAUUUACAGUGGAUUAAUAAUACUGCUGGUAAUCUUAGUUGUGCAACGAUCGUUUUCGUUCUUUUACGUCUGUCUUCGUAUAUCCGUAAAUCUACACGAUCGUCUGUUCCGUGGAUUAACCCGUGCAACUAUGCACUUCUUCAAUACAAACCCUUCCGGACGGAUUCUGAAUCGAUUUUCUAAAGAUAUUGGUUCGAUCGACUCUACGCUGCCGAUGGCCCUGCUAGACUGCGUCAUAUUUUUCCUAGAAAUGAUCGCGGUUGUAGCAGUAGUCUCGAUCGUCAACUAUUGGUUCCUUCUUCCAACGGCGAUUGCGGCUGUGAUAAUGUACUACAUUCGACAGAUGUAUCUAAACACGUCACGGGUGGUAAAGCGCAUCGAAUCUGUCAACCGGUCGCCACUCUUCUCACACACAAAUGCCACACUGCAAGGACUCUCGACGAUACGUGCUUUUGGUGCGGAAGCUGUACUUAGACAUGAGUUUAACGAAUUUCUGGAUGUAAACUCGUCCGCUUGGUACAUGUUUAUCUCGACCAGUCGUGCUUUUGCAUUGUGGCUUGAUCUGCUGUGCGUUUUGUACAUCGGUGUCGUAACGAUAAGCUUUCUCAUCGGUAAUAGUCAUCAAAUGCUCGGUGGAAGCGUUGGACUGGCCAUCACGAAGACGAUUAGCUUGGUCGGUAUGUGUCAGUGGGGAAUGCGGCAAUCGGCAGAAUUGGAAAAUCAGAUGGUUUCAGUGGAGCGAGUGAAUGAGUAUACAAAUCUGCCGUCCGAACCGCCGCUCGAGACGGCACCAAAACACCGACCUCAACGUAACUGGCCCGAGUUUGGUGCGCUACGGUUCAUCAACGUCGAUCUACGCUACAGCGAGGACGGUGAACGUGUACUGAAGGAUCUUAAUUUUACCAUUCGUUCGAAUGAGAAGGUUGGAAUCGUGGGACGAACCGGGGCGGGCAAAUCGUCACUCAUACAGGCACUGUUCCGGUUGGCACCGUUCGAGGGAAACAUCGAGAUCGACGACAUUGAUACGAAAACAUUGGGUUUGCGAGACUUGCGGAACAAAAUAUCGAUCAUACCACAGGAUCCAAUCUUGUUUUCCGGCACACUGCGUAGCAAUUUGGAUCCUUUCGAUCAAUGCAAGGAUGACGAACUGUGGAAUGCGCUAGAUCAGGUUGAACUGAAGGAAGCCGUAUCUUCGCUGGCUGGCGGUUUGGAAUGUCGCAUGUCGGACGGCGGAAGCAAUUUUAGCAUGGGCCAAAGGCAACUGGUUUGUCUAGCAAGAGCGAUUUUGCGUAACAAUAAAAUUCUCGUGUUAGAUGAAGCUACUGCCAAUGUUGACCCGGAAACGGACAAACUUAUUCAAUCUACUAUUCGAACAAAAUUCGCCCACUGCACAGUAUUAACUAUUGCGCAUCGAUUACACACGGUUAUGGACAGCGAUCGGGUAUUGGUGAUGGACGCAGGACGCGUAGUCGAAUUUGGACAUCCGCACGAGCUUCUGCAUGGUCCGAUUGGUUAUCUUCGACGUCUAGUAGAUCAAACCGGUGUAGCUACUGCGGCAAUGUUAAUGCGUACUGCCGAGGACAACUUUAAAAAAUCUAGCGCAAGACAAACGGAAUGUUUUCCCUUCAUUUGCUACGGUUUGCUGGUGAAUUCUCAUGCUCACACCGAAAUGAAUCCGGCCGAGUACGAUCAGCACACAAAAAUACACGAUCUGCGCCGGGAGGCUAACCCGGUCACGAAAGCAGGCCCAGUGUCGUGGUACACUUUCUGGUGGUUGAAGAAUCUGUUUCAGGCGGGACUGAAGCGUCCCAUCGAUGAGACCGAUAUUUACGAGACGCUUUCAAACCAUCAGAGCGCACAGCUGUCCUACCAGUUUGAGGGCUACUGGAAAGCGGAACAGAGAGGCAGCAGCCAGCCCAGUUUUCUGCGUGUCAUUUGCCGAAUCUAUUGGCGAUCGAUACUCGGCUAUGGAUUGCUGUACACCCUUGUUGACUUGCUUGCCAGAAUCCUUCAACCGCAGUGCCUUGGAGGACUGGUGUCCUAUUUCGCUCCUGGCCAGCAGGACAUUGCUAAGGAGGAAGCGUAUUACUAUGCUAUCGGGAUCAUUCUCUGCUCGCUGGUACCGGUAGCUAUCUUCCAUCACUUUAUCCUGUACAUAUUUCAAAUUGGGAUGAAGAUUCGUGUCGCAUGCUGUUCGCUGCUCUACAAAAAGGCUCUGCGUAUAACGAAAGCAGCAGGAACGGACGGCAUGACCGGGCAGGUGAUCAAUUUGAUGUCUAACGAUGUGGCCAAAUUCGACACAGCCACCGGCUUCGUGCAUGACAUCUGGAAAGGGUUAAUUGAGCUGCUGGUGCUGGGAUUCUUCAUUUACAGACAGAUUGGCAUAUCGGGACUGUUUGGCAUUGCAUUUUUGCUCAGUUUCAUUCCGUUACAAGCGUGGCUUGGCAAGAAGGCGGCACUUUAUCGGCUAAAAACGGCCAAUCGAACCGACCGGAGGAUACAGUUUAUGAACGAAAUCAUACAGGGUAUUCAAGUGAUAAAGAUGUACGCCUGGGAGGAUAGCUUCAGCCGCAUGGUGGACCGUAUCCGGCGGAAGGAGGUGAACGGGAUACGCGGAACACUAUUUAUACGCGCCGGUCUGCUAUCGUUCAAUCUCGUUUCACGUGUGGCCAUCUUUCUAAGCUUAGUCGCGUACGUCCUGUACGGAAACGUGUUCACCGCAAAGCGGGUGUUCAUCGUGACCUCCUACUUUAACUGGCUAUACAGCUCGAUGCUACACUUUUGGCCGCUGGCACUGACAUCCGUUCACGAGGGACUGGUGUCGAUAAGGCGAAUACAGAACUUUCUGCUGCUGGACGAGCGAAAGUUUAGACCGGAUCGGCCCCAGAUGCAGACGACUGUGCAUGAAACAGCGGUAGAUGAGAGUGCUUGCGAGCUGCUGCCCGCUGUCAGGAACGGGAACGGGGUGGACACCGUGGCAAACGCAACACCGGAAGGAAACGCCCGAAGCAAUAGCAGAAGUAUGCCUCGCAGCAGGCGCUUCAUUAACAGAAAAGCUGUAACGCGACAAGGAAUUUUUAUGCGCAACGCCACGGCACUCUGGGAAAAGGAUCUGCCAGCUUCCAAUGGUGAAGCUAAUGUACGAGCUAGUGGCAUAAAGCGCGUGACGCUGACGGUGGACAAGACGAUGCCGUGCGUAAUCGUUGGCUCGGUAGGCAGCGGUAAAUCGACCAUGCUGCAGGUUAUCCUCGGUGAGCUCGAGCUGGACGACGGACGGUUAGAAAUCAAUGGGAACCUUAGCUACGCACCGCAGGAACCCUGGCUGUUCGAAGGAACGGUUAAAAACAAUAUCGUCUUCACCGAGGACUACCAGGAAAAACGCUACCGGGAGGUGGUAUCGGUUUGUGCUUUGGAUCGGGAUUUCCAGCUGCUCCCGAGCGGAGAUCAAACGAUCGUUGGCGAGCGGGGCAUUAGCUUGAGUGGUGGGCAACGUGCCCGGAUCAGCCUGGCCAGAGCCAUUUACCGCCGGGCGGACAUUUACCUUCUAGACGACCCAUUAUCCGCGGUGGAUGCCCACGUGGGUAAGCACAUCUUUGAGGAGUGUAUCGUGAAGUACUUAAAGGAAAAAGUUUGCGUGCUGGUAACGCACCAGCUCCAAUACUUAAAGGACAUGAAGCAUGUCGUGCUAAUGAAUAUGGGAAGCGUGGAGCAGCAGGGACCAUUCCGCACGCUGGCAGAAUCGGGACACUUUACUGCUAUGCUGAACGAACCGCAACAUGAAGAUGACGGACGGGAACGGAAACAAAGCAACGACGCAUCGCCGUCUGAUGAUCCGUCUACAUUACCCCCGACGGUGGGACAGCACAACGGCGCUUCAGAGCAAUUUUGCAGCACCCUAGACAGGCAUAACGGCCACCAGCUACGGAAAGUCGAUAGUGUCGCGAACAAUGGGAUUGAAUGCGAUACCGCCGCCAUCAGCAUUGAUAUCAGCAGUAAAACCGAGGCGCAUAGAAUGACGGAAAGAAGACUCUCCAUUCAUCCAACACCGGCCCAACAUCAGCCAGCGCAUCAACAGCAUCAGUCCAUUUACCAACCGUCCCCAUUUUCCUCGAGCAGUAUGGUGUUUGAUGGGUACGAUGACCGCGAGGAGCGUCGUGGUGCGAAGAAAAGAUCAAACCCAUCCGAAGACGUUCCAUCGAAGAACGGUCCGAAUCACCUCCAUAAAGAAUCACAACUAACCGGACGUAUCGGGUGGCGAGUGUACAAGAGCUUCUUCGUAGCGGUGGAAAGCAACCUUCUGCUGGUGUUGGCCGUUGUCCUGUUUCUAUUGGCCCAGGCCAGCAUGAGUGGUAUCGAUUACUACAUCUCCCAGUGGGUAAACUGGGAAGAGUACUCAAGCGCUCUUGAGCGGUUGAAAGGCAAUCGAACUGAGAUGGUUACGGCGGACCGCAACAUUAGUGACGACCAUGACGUUAUUCUUCCGAUUCCGCCUAAGCUGGAAGGAAGCAUCUUCACGCGAUUGUCCCGCCACCAGUACAUACUGAUAUAUGCGAUUGCGAUGCUGUUUAUGUUUGUGCUGUCCUUGAGCCGAUCCUUUCUGUUCUUCUACAUUUGUCUGCGUGCCACGAUACGAUUGCAUGAUCGCCUUUUCCGCGGCAUUACCCGUGCCACAAUGUACUUCUUCAACACAAACCCAUCCGGGCGGAUACUGAACCGAUUUUCACGCGACAUUGGUUGCAUCGAUACCUUUCUUCCGUUUGCGAUGAUGGACUGCAUUCUGUUCUUUGUCGAGUUUACCGCGAUCAUCGUGCUGGUAGCGGUGGUGAACUACUGGCUUUUGGCUCCAACACUGGUCAUGGCCAUAAUUUUCUACUUCUUGCGUCAUAUCUACACCAACACUGCCCGUAGCAUCAAGCGCGUCGAGGCAUCGACGAGGAGCCCUAUAUUCUCCCAUGCGAAUGCGUCCUUUCAGGGCCUCAGUACCAUCCGUGCAUUUGGGGUAGAAAAAAUUCUGGCAGACGAGUUCGAUAAGCAUCAAGAUUUGAACACCUCGGCGUGGUAUCUCUUUCUGGCGACAACACGCGCAUUCGCCCAAUGGUUGGAGCUGGUGUGUGUUCUGUACAUCGCCGUGGUAACUUUAAGUUUUUUGAUGGUGGAAAACUCAAUGAGUGGCAAUGUGGGGUUGGCUAUCACACAAGUGUUUAACCUGAUCUUCAUGUGCCAAUGGGGAAUGCGGCAAACGGCGGAAUUAGAAAAUCAAAUGACAUCCGUCGAGCGUGUCGUAGAGUAUGCCGAGGUCGAACCCGAAGCAUCGCUAGUGUCAAUCGGAAAACACAAACCUCCCGUCGACUGGCCGGCAAAGGGAUCGAUACGGUUCGAGCACUUUUCGCUGCGUUACUCGCCACAAUCCAAUUUGGUUCUGAGGGACCUCAAUAUGACGAUAGCGGCGGGCGAAAAGAUAGGAAUCGUCGGUCGCACCGGUGCAGGCAAAUCGUCCAUCAUUCAGGCACUGUUCCGGCUGGCGGUUAACGAAGGAAUAAUACGUAUCGAUGGCGUUGACAUUGGCACGCUGGGAUUGCACGAUCUGCGCAAACGGAUCUCCAUUAUUCCACAAGAUCCGAUUCUGUUUUCCGGCACGGUGCGAGAAAAUUUAGAUCCCUUCAAGCAGCACGGUGACGAUGCGCUUUGGAAUGCGCUGGAAUCUGUGGAACUGAAGGAGGUGGUUCGGGCGAUGGAGGGAACGCUGGAUGGUAAAAUGUCAGAUGGCGGUACAAACUUCAGCAUGGGUCAACGUCAGCUCGUGUGUUUGGCCCGCGCUAUUCUCCGUAGCAAUCCGAUCCUCAUUCUCGAUGAGGCUACUGCCAACGUCGAUCCAGACGAUCGUGUGCUGGUAAUGGAUGCUGGCAGAGCAGUCGAAUAUGCGCAUCCGUACGAGCUUUUGCAACGCUCCGAUGGCGUACUGAAGCGGUUAGUUAACAAAAUGGAAGAAUCUACCGCGCAACAACUAACCGGUAUAGCUUAUCAAGCUUAUACGAAACGAUUGACGCAACCGAUUGAUUCCGCACCGGACGGUUCCAGUACAGGUCGAUCAACCAACAUACCUCACUAG
Molecule: messenger RNA, 8640 nt
Organism: Anopheles moucheti
Lineage: Eukaryota; Metazoa; Arthropoda; Insecta; Diptera; Culicidae
Exons: 17
Coding region: 1-8640 (2879 amino acids)
Biological process (GO): transmembrane transport
Cellular component (GO): membrane
Molecular function (GO): ABC-type transporter activity; ATP hydrolysis activity; ATP binding
Source: RefSeq, a predicted model, not a curated record